Molecule: messenger RNA, 936 nt
Organism: Pelodiscus sinensis (Chinese soft-shelled turtle)
Lineage: Eukaryota; Metazoa; Chordata; Testudines; Trionychidae
Gene: GRIFIN
Product: galectin-related inter-fiber protein
Molecular function (GO): carbohydrate binding
Source: RefSeq, a predicted model, not a curated record
GUGGUUGGGCUGACGGUGGAAGGGCAGGCGAGCACGAUGGCACUGCGGUUCGAGGCAUCAUACCCAGAGGGGCUGUGUCCUGGUUGGAGCGUGAUCGUUAAAGGCGAAACAAGCUCCAAUGCAAAUAUGUUUGAAAUUAAUUUCCUCUGCAAUGCAGGAGACCAAAUUGCUUUCCACUUUAACCCUCGCUUCUCGGACUCCAGAAUUGUCUGCAACUCCUUCCUAUCCAACCGCUGGGGGCCGGAAGAAGUAACUGAUACCUUUCCUCUUAAAGAAAAGGAACCUUUCCAGAUUGAAAUCUACUCUGACCCAGACUAUUUCCACGUUUCCAUUGAUGAAAACAAAAUCCUCCAAUACAAGCAUCGGCAGAAACAGCUCUCAGCUAUCACCAAACUACAGGUUGUGAAGGAUGUCAGAAUUUCUUCCAUGGAAAUCACUAAACGAGGUCUUUAUUAGUGAGCAAAGCUGGGAUAGGCUCUCCAGCCUUAAGAACCCUAUCCCAGUAGGCAGCUAAUGGCUCUCUCUCUGCCCUCUGCCACCCAUCAUCUCCUGUCUUCCGCAGGAAGGAUGUGCUGGAAAACGCAAUAGUGGAGUUGUCAUGCCCUUGGUGUUCUGUAUCUUAGCAAUACAAAGGCAAUACACAACGAGCUAGUUAAUGUCAGAUGAUCCAGAUCCUUAGAGUCAUUCUGGCGCCAUGUGCCUUUGAAUGGAGAACUGGAAGUCUAGACAUUUUCAUCCUUGUUUGUUGCUACCAACAGUGGAUUUCCACACAGCAGUUUGUUCAGUGGGGAACUCUGCAAUAGGGUCUGAAUUGGCUCCACUUCUCAGCGGGGUAGAUCGAGGUGAUGGGUAAGAAUGAUGCGAGUGGAGGGGGGCAUGUGCCUACUGGAGCUUGGUAGAAUGUAAACAUGAUCACCAAUAAAAUAUGAAAAAUGA